Molecule: messenger RNA, 285 nt
Organism: Arabis nemorensis
Lineage: Eukaryota; Viridiplantae; Streptophyta; Magnoliopsida; Brassicales; Brassicaceae
Source: the annotation of a GenBank genome assembly
AUGGCGAAUGUGCGUUCGAUAUCCAUGGAUUUCGGCCAGACCCGUGCACGCAGUGUCCUCAAAUUCCGUCGUGUGUCUCAGCCGCCGACGAUGUAUCCUUCAGAUCUGCGACAAGAGCUCAUUUACCGUGACACCCUAAGCUCUCCACCGGAACCACAUGUUCCGUCGGAUCUGCUGGAUCCAACUCUAACCGGAGAUUUCUCUAGUUUAUAUGCUCGGCUGCUCUCUGUUGACCUAUCGGCGGUUGCACAACCUCAACUUCAUCUUACGAGAUCUCAUGGAUGA